AUGUCUCAAACACAAACACCCUCGGCAGGAUGCUGCAACACCCCGGCAGUUGUAAGCAAUGGCUACAAGGAGAAGGGUCAAUGGACAACAGUCGAUGGAUUGAAGACCUAUGUUACCGGGCCGUCCACGGCCACUCAGGGCAUACUGGUUGUGUAUGACAUCUUCGGCUUUUUCCCCCAGACUCUCCAAGGCGCCGACAUCCUCGCCCAUGCAGACAACGAGCACCAGUACCAAGUCUUCAUGCCAGACUUCUUCGAAGGCAAGCCGGCCGACAUCUCGUGGUAUCCACCGGACACAGAGGAAAAGGGCAAGAAGCUAGGCGAGUUCUUCCAGACGACUGCGGCGCCCCCCAAGACUGUCGAGAAGGUCAAGAGCGUGAUGAAGGAACUGACGUCGAAGAACUCCGGCAUCCAAUUCUGGGGGAUUGUGGGGUACUGCUGGGGUGGCAAGAUCGUGAAUCUGAGCUCUGGAGCCGGCACGCCGUUCAAAGCCGCCGCAGCCUGUCAUCCAGCCAUGGUUGACCCCAACGACGCACCAAACGUUACGAUUCCAAUGCUCAUGAUUCCGUCCAAGGACGAAGACCAGGAGGCGGUCGACAAGUACGAGAAGGGUCUGAAAGUUGCCCACCAGAUUGAAUGGUUCAAGGACCAAGUCCACGGCUUCAUGGCCGCGAGAGGUGAUCUCGAAAAGGAUGAUGUCAAGGCCGCCUACGAAAAGGCUUACCAGCAUUUGCUCGACUUCUUCCACAAGCAACUGUGA
Cladophialophora yegresii CBS 114405 is the source of this 759-nucleotide messenger RNA. Its product is annotated as carboxymethylenebutenolidase. Lineage: Eukaryota; Fungi; Ascomycota; Eurotiomycetes; Chaetothyriales; Herpotrichiellaceae. The record is from RefSeq and is a predicted model, not a curated record. Gene Ontology annotation, molecular function: hydrolase activity. Bases 1 to 759 code for a protein of 252 amino acids. The transcript is spliced from 2 exons.